GGAAAAAGCAAAGCUAGGGCGCCAAAGGUUGGCACUUUGUGGUUCGCUGAGCUGAGCCGCGUCGACCUCAACUGAAAUCGCUGGUCAUCCAAACAAACACUGCUCGGGAGGUCCUUGCAACUUAACAUCAUACCCUCUCCUGCUGUGUUUCUCUCUUCUGGGUGUUGAGCAUCAACAACACCGACGACGGACAUCUCCGCACCUGCAUGCACGAGCUUGCAGCAUCGCGCUCGGGCAGUUAGCUUUACUUAGACAUUGUUUGCCUUCUAUCCAUCUCGACAGCCCACGAUGCCGGUCGACGAGGCGAAGCCAGCUGGGAGUACCUCCCCUGUUCCCAGGGGGGAGAAGCUCGAAGCCCAGAUCAAGAGCGCCGACAUGACCGAGGACAUGCAACAAGAGGCGAUCGAAGUGGCCCAGGAUGCGAUGGCAAGGUUCACCAUCGAGAAGGAUAUUGCCCAGCACAUCAAGAGAACGUUCGAUGAGAGGAAGGGCCCUACCUGGCACUGCAUUGUGGGCCGCAACUUCGGCAGCUUCGUAACUCACGAAACGAAGCACUUUAUCUACUUUUACCUCGGCCACUGCGCCAUCCUGCUAUUCAAGACCCAGUAGGGACGAGGCCUCCUCCGUUUUCUCUCCCGGCUGUGAAGCGAAGCCGUUCGCUUUAUCCAUGGCUUUGUCAACUCGUCAGUUCAGCGAGCGAGUGCACAUACGGAAACGGACGGAGGAUUGUCCCCAUUGCGGGCGACCCGGGCCGGCCAGACAAAGGCAGUGACAACCGAAAUAACCACGAGCUAAGGGAAACAAAGCAUGGAGGAGGAAGGAGAAGACGAGGGAGGAGGCGGGAGAAGAGAAUGAACUCCUGAGCGUGACGGGAUGGAUGGGAAGAUUGCUUGUCAACGACAGACACAACAAUCAUAUCCCACAACGAGCUUUCUAUGCGCUGUAAUAUGUUGAUGACGGGGCCGACGAGGACGUGUGGCAAACAACGUGCUCCCAA
This is a messenger RNA of Thermothielavioides terrestris NRRL 8126, 997 nucleotides long. RefSeq lists its product as uncharacterized. The record is from RefSeq and is a predicted model, not a curated record. Lineage: Eukaryota; Fungi; Ascomycota; Sordariomycetes; Sordariales; Chaetomiaceae. Gene Ontology annotation, biological process: cilium assembly; microtubule-based process. The coding region runs from base 289 to 609 and encodes 106 amino acids. Gene Ontology annotation, molecular function: dynein intermediate chain binding; dynein light intermediate chain binding. Gene Ontology annotation, cellular component: cytoplasmic dynein complex. The transcript is spliced from 8 exons.